AUGAUUUUACUCAUAAAUAUUGGCUGCGGCUGGAGCAGCCCGCAGGACUGGAGCGGUAACAUGAUCAUCGUCAACAGUUCUCAGCUGCUGUUCCCCUGCUCCUGUCAGAACGCUUCGCUCACUUCAGGAAAUGUCUCUGACAGCGGCUUCUGUGAGGCGUCGUCGUCUGAUUGGCCCGUUUAUGACGUGGGCUGUGCUGCCACGGUGGAGAGCUGGCUCCUCACCAACGUCGGGGUGGUGCUGGGCAUCUGCCUGGGCGUGGCCCUUGUUGAGCUCCUGGGGAUGAUCCUUUCCAUCUGUCUGUGCAAGAACAUCCGCAACGUGGACUACACCAAAGUGCCCAAGUACUGAAGCUGUUUGGUCGGACCGCGGUGGAGUCCACCCUGAACAUCAUGUCUAAAUGUAAAAUAAUGAUUUUACUCAUAAAUAUUGUUCUUGUUUUUCCUUCUUUUUAAUGCACUUGUGUCUGUUUAUAGUUUUUUAAGCACUUUACAGACAUUUAUUUAGAACUGAGCAGGGAACCGACGUUUGAGAUCAACCAACAGGAGGAGUGAGUGAGUGAAGGGAGGUGAUGGUGAUGGAGGGGCAGGAGGAGGAGGAGGAGGGGGAAAUGUGAUGCAGCGGUUCUUAUUUAGACUCAAAUUACUGUGUUGAUGUUUCUAUCUGAAGUUUAAAAAUGUAUUUUUACUUUCUGGUUUUACAACAUAAAAACCCAUAUAUUUGUUUUUAUUUUUAUUGGUAGAAAACAACAAUGUUUUAAGUUUUUGAAUAUGUUUUAGUUCUUUGUGUGUAAUUAUAGUUUUUAUUUUGUCCUUAUACGAAAAUGAAAACAACACAUCAUCAGCAGCUAGUCUUCGUUUUUUAAUGUUGACUUUGAAUUUUUUUUACUUUGUUCUGCACAUAACAGCCAUAAUCGACGCUGAGGUAAACUAUUUUUUCUUCUUUUUUUUCAAGUUUGACUCUCAGUUUACUGACUUUCACCACACCUUUUUAACCACUUAAAACCCAUUUAAACAACCAAUUUUUAAUGUCAUAUAUUUGGAUGAGUAGCCAAGGAAAUCAAAUUUGUUGGUGGAGAAAAGUAAUUGAAAAUAUAUUUUUAACCCUGAGCCAUGAUGUAGUGUUUUUAUACUUUUUUUCUUUUGUGUACAGUUUGUAUAAAACCAUGUCCAUUAAUGUUGUGCUGUUUUCUCACAGUCAGGCCUGUGUGUGUGAGUCAUUUAUUACCGUCUUCUUGACAAUAAACUGACCACAAAUGUU
Messenger RNA from Cynoglossus semilaevis (tongue sole), 1260 nucleotides. RefSeq names its product CD82 antigen-like. Bases 1 to 351 code for a protein of 116 amino acids. NCBI's taxonomy places the organism in Eukaryota, Metazoa, Chordata, Actinopteri, Pleuronectiformes, Cynoglossidae. The transcript is spliced from 4 exons. The record is from RefSeq and is a predicted model, not a curated record. Gene Ontology annotation, cellular component: membrane.